AUGGAGCCGGAGAACGGAGCCGUGAGGGAAAACGGAACCGUGAAGGGAGAGCGGAGCCCUGAGAGCAAGAGAGCCGUGAGGGAAAACGGAGCCCGUGAGGGGGAGCGGAGCCGUGAGGGGGAGCGGAGCCGUGAUGGGGAACUGAGCCCUGAGAGGAACGUGAGGGAGAACGGAGCCGUGAGGGGAGAGGGAAUGGCGCUUCCAAGGAUUCCCUGGAAUUCCCCCGCUCUCUGCUGGCUCCUCCUGGCCGUGGCCAUUCCCGUUUCUCUGGGUUUGGAAUGCCAGGAGCACCAGUACCUGCUCCAUGGCAAAUGCUGCAGUGACUGCGCCCCCGGUCAGAGGAUGCGCAGCCGCUGCACGGCCCGGGCUGACACCGUGUGCUUGCCCUGCCAGGACGGAUAUUUCAGCUCCCAGCACCACCACGGCUUCUGCCGCAGCUGCACCGUCUGCAACGCCCGGAAGGGCAGCGUGGAGGUGAAGCCGUGCGAGAAAACCUCGGACAGGGUGUGCGUGUGCCAGGCGGGAUGGACGCCAGAGGGGAACUCUGGGGGGAACGAGUGCUCCCGAUGUCCUGAAGGAACUUUCUCCAGAGGAGGGAAUGAGAACUGCCAGCCUUGGACCAACUGCAGCUUUUUUGGGAAGAGCACUCUCCGAGCUGGCACGGCCACAGAGGACGCCCUGUGCAUCAACCCUGGCCUGGAGCCCACCCCCACAGAAUUCCCAAAAAACAGAGCUGCCAUCUCCACAGAAUUCCUAGAAAAAAGAGCUGCUAUUCCUACAGAAUUCCCAAAAAACAGAGCUAACGGCUCCAUCCCCAGGGAGGUUCCCACGCUUUGUUCGGCUCCCGGCGGCCCCUCGGAGCCCAGCUGGGGUUCUCUGUCCCUGCUCCUGCUGUGCCUGAUGCUGCUGAUGGUGAGUGGGAUUUCCAUCCUGCUCCUGAUCAUCCAGGCAUCCCAGAAAAAAACCAGGAAUGGGCCUGGGAGGAGCAUCCCGCAGAAGGAGAGCAGCUGCAGGAUCCCCAUCCAGGAGGAGCACAUCGAUUCCAACUGCAGCCUGAUCAAACCCUGAGCCCGGCUUUAGGCUGGGCUUUGCCUUCCUAAGCCCGGCUUUAGGGCUGCUCCUGCGUUCCUGAGCCCAUGGACUGAGCCUGGCACUGGUUAGGCCUGGCUUUGCUAAAUUAGGGAUGAAUUUAGGGCUGGCUGAAGUCUUGAAUGAACUCAGGAUCUCCCUUUGGAGUUUGGGAGAAUUCCUGAGGGGGUUUGGUGUGGGUUAAAGGACAAAGCUGAGCUCUAAAAUCAGGAUUAAAUGGCAAAAUUGAGGCUAAAAUUGGGAUUAAGCGGCAAAACUGAGCUCUAAGAGCAGGAUUCAGUGGCAAAACUGAGCCUAAA
Molecule: messenger RNA, 1388 nt
Organism: Catharus ustulatus (Swainson's thrush)
Lineage: Eukaryota; Metazoa; Chordata; Aves; Passeriformes; Turdidae
Gene: TNFRSF4
Product: TNF receptor superfamily member 4
Exons: 10
Coding region: 1-1068 (355 amino acids)
Biological process (GO): inflammatory response
Molecular function (GO): tumor necrosis factor receptor activity; protein binding
Source: RefSeq, a predicted model, not a curated record